AUGAGCCAGCCUCCAGUACACAUUCAGACCGACUCUGGCAGCCCGGCGCUCAAAGACCAGCAUGGCGACCCCGUCGUGGUCGACGCGAGUCGCGACUCCAACUCCGCCCAGGAUCCGGAUGCGUUUGCCGGCGUCGACAAGGAGGCCCAGGCCGGUGUACAGAACGUUGAGGCCAUCGCAACUGUCUGGUCGACAAAGUCCAUUAUCAUCGCAUAUGCUCUGAUCUGGCUGGUAUACUUUGUCAUGUUGCUCCAGCAAGGCGCUGGCAAUGCUCUGAAACCAUACGUCACAUCAGCGUUCCAGUUUCACUCCCUGACACCUACCGUGGACAUUCUCAGUUUUGUCAUCAGCGGCUGUGCCAACCUGACAGUCGCCAAGAUCCUCGACGUCUGGGGUCGCCCGCAAGGCUAUGCCGUGUCCCUGUUCAUUGCCACCAUUGGCCUGAUCAUGAUGGCGGCCACGACCAACGUGGAGAUGUACGCUGCGGCACAGGUCUUCUGGAGUGUCGGGACGAACGCCCUCAUGUACAGCAUCAACAUCUUUGUGGCUGACACCACAGCCCUGCACAACCGUGGUCUCAUGACGGCCCUCACCUCCUCCCCAAACAUCAUCACGACAUGGCUGGGUGGUCCCAUCUCAGAAGCUUUCCUCCUGCAAGGGCCCGGAUGGCGGUGGUAUUUUGGUGCAUUUGCUAUCAUCGUCCCCGUCCUCUGCACUCCCUUUGUCGUGCUGCUUCUGGUGAACUCCUUCAAGGCCAAGAGGCAAGGUGUAAUAAAGAAGGAGGAGACAGGCAAGAGGUCGCCGUGGCAAACCUUUAUCCAUUACGCUCGCGAGUUUGAUGCCGUUGGUCUGCUCCUGCUCACCGCUGGUCUUGCCAUGUUCCUUUUGCCGUUCAACAUCUGGGCAUUCCAGCCCAAGGGCUGGCAAUCCCCUCUCAUCAUCUGCCUGCUGGUAUUUGGGCUGGUCUUGAUGGUUCUGUUCGGGGUCUGGGAGCGCUUCUUUGCGCCUGUCCAGUUUAUCCCAUACUCACUGCUCUCGGACCGAAACAUGGUCGGUGCCUGUGGUCUAGGCAUGGUUCUGUUCAUCAGCUACUCGUGCUGGACAAGCUACUUUAGCUCUUUCCUCCAGGUAGUCAACGGACUGAGCAUAACCCAUGCGAGCUAUGUCGUCCAGAUCUACAGCGUGGGGAGCAGCAUCUUCACCAUCGUCACAGGUGUGGUUAUUCGCUACACUGGCCGCUACAAGGCCAUCACACUCUACGGCGCGAUCCCUGUGUACACUCUUUUCAUGGGUCUCAUGAUCUACUUCCGGAAUGCGGACAUGGAUGUGGGAUAUAUCAUCAUGUGCCAGGUGUUUUUGGCAUUUGCCGCUGGUGUGAUGAUCAUCACGCCCCCGAUCGCCGCCAUGUCUUCCGCCUCACACCAGCAUAUUGCUGUUGUCAUUGCGAUUGUCACCAUGUUCUCUUCCAUUGGUGGUGCCGUCGGACUCGUCGUUGCCGGUGCCAUCUGGCAGUCGAUCUUCCCGAACCGACUGCUUCUCUACCUCCCGCUCGAGGAACAGGAGAACUUCCUGAACAUCUACGGCAUGCUCGAGGUCCAGCUGAGCUACCCCAUGGGCAGUCCUGCCCGUAUUGCCAUUCAGCGCGCGUAUUCGGAUGCUCAGGCGAUGAUGCUGACGGCCGGCACCGCCAUAUGGGUUCUUGGCGCUGUUGCGGUGGCUUUCUGGAGGAACACGGAUAUCAGGACCAUUCAGCAGGUCAAAGGCAACAUCAUUUAA
This is a messenger RNA of Emericellopsis cladophorae, 1776 nucleotides long. Its product is annotated as putative siderophore iron transporter mirb protein. The transcript has a single exon. Bases 1 to 1776 code for a protein of 591 amino acids. The record is from RefSeq and is a predicted model, not a curated record. Gene Ontology annotation, molecular function: transmembrane transporter activity. NCBI's taxonomy places the organism in Eukaryota, Fungi, Ascomycota, Sordariomycetes, Hypocreales, Bionectriaceae. Gene Ontology annotation, biological process: transmembrane transport.